GGGGCUGACCAGAAUCCAAAGAGGAGCAGAAGCAAGAAGAAUGUCACAGUUCUGGAAACCAGGGGCGGAGAAGCCUCGCCUCCUCGACGACGAAGAAGGCGGCGUCGUUUUCUUCGCCACCUCCUCCGGCGGAGGCUAUGCGAAUCUGGAGCGGCAGAGGCAGAGACUCCCGAUGUUCAAGUACCGCACCCCCGCCAUUCUUUACUCCGUCGAGACUUGCGCCACUACCGUCGUCGUCGGCGAAACCGGCAGCGGCAAAACCACUCAGAUUCCUCAGUACCUGAAAGAAGCAGGCUGGGCUGACGGUGGCCGUGUGAUUGCUUGUACUCAGCCACGAAGAUUGGCUUUACUCAGCAGCAAAAGGUGUCGCAGACAGCAAGGAGAAGAGGUUGGACCAAUUACGGAGCCUGCUGUCCUAUCGGUUGAGGGUAGAGGGUUUAAUGUACAAAUUCAUUACGUGGAGGAGCCUGUAGCCGACUAUCUUCGGGCUGCAGUCUCAACAGUAUUAUCAAUACAUGAACAGGAACCAAUGGGAGAUAUUCUGGUUUUUCUUACUGGUCAAGAUGAUAUUGAUGCUGCUGUCCAACUCAUCAUGGAAGACUCCCAAAACCGUGGAAAGAACUCAUUAGGUGCAGUAGAUUUGCCUCUCUAUUCAGGACUUCCACGUAGUGAUCAGGAGUUGGUGUUCACUCCUACUCCCAGGGGGAAAAGGAAAGUUGUUAUAUCGACCAACAUAGCUGAGACAUCAAUAACUUUUGAGGGCGUGGUCUAUGUUGUUGAUAGUGGAUUCUCAAAGCGGCGAUUCUAUAACCCGAUAUCAGAUACUGAAAAUCUGGUAGUGGCACCAAUAUCCAAGGCGUCUGCUAGGCAAAGGACCGGUAGAGCUGGAAGAGUUCGUCCUGGGAAAUGUUACAGGCUGUAUACAGAAGAGUACUUUGUAAAGGAAAUGUCUGAUGAGGGGAUUCCAGAGAUACAAAGAUCAAAUCUUGUUUCCUGUGUGAUCCAGUUAAAAGCCUUGGGAAUAGAUAAUAUAUUGAGUUUUGAUUGGCCAGCGUCUCCAUCUUCUGAAGCAAUGGUUUGAGCCCUUGAAGUGCUUUAUUCACUUGGGGUCCUGGAUGAUGAUGCCAAACUUACUUCACCAACUGGAUUUCAAGUUGCUGAGUUCCCAUUGGAUCCAAUGAUCUCAAAGAUGAUCUUAACAUCUGGGGAUCUGGGAUGCUCAGAAGAGAUUAUAACCAUUGCCGCCGUUCUCUCUGUUCAAUCUAUCUGGGCAUCUGGUUGGGGAUCUAAGUUGAAUUUCGCUGCAGCUGAGGAUGAUCAUGUGAGUUUCCUAAAUCUCAACAAAUCAUUUCUUCAGUCUGGGAAAUCUUCCUGGUGUCAUAAGAACUUCGUAAACUAUCAAGCCAUGAAAAAGGUUCUUGAAAUAAGAGAACAACUCAGAAGAACAGCUCGAAGAUUAGGCAUCGACUUGGCCUCUUGUGAAAGAGAUACAGAAGUAGUGAGAAAGGCCAUUACACAUGGAUUUUUCGCUAAUGCGUGUGCAUCAAGUCACGAUGGAAAGUAUAAAACUAUCAGAGGUUCUCAAGAAGUUAUUAUCCACCCUUUGGUGCUGUUCAGAGUUAAUCCCAAGUGGGUGGUUUACCAUUCUCUCGUUUCAACUGAAAAACAAUACAUGCGAAAUGUCAUUGCGAUAGAGCCUUCUUGGUUCACAGAGGCAGCUCCACAUUUUUACCAAAAGCAGCGACCCAAUCCUAUGCUUCACUAGCUUGUGCUGCCCUCACCACCCCUUAUAAGUUCAUAUCGGCACAAUGAGGAAACUACCAUCGUCAUUCAGUAUGGCCUUGAAACUUGGACUUGUAAAUAUGCCGACUGUUUCAUUUAUUCGUACAAACUGGAACAAUUGGUUAAAACGUUAGCUAAUGAUGGAUUAGGUUGAAUUGGAGUUUGGUCAGAUUUUUGUAAACCCACCUAGCUAGGCUCUUUUGUUUUCUGAAGGUGAUAUCAUUAUUAGAAAUUCUAACAACUAGUACCUUGGGUUGCAUAUCAACCCGCACACAACAAGAAAUGAAAUAUUUCCUACAAGUUGGAGUGA
Messenger RNA from Argentina anserina (silverweed cinquefoil), 2092 nucleotides. RefSeq names its product probable pre-mRNA-splicing factor ATP-dependent RNA helicase DEAH9. The record is from RefSeq and is a predicted model, not a curated record. Gene Ontology annotation, cellular component: intracellular anatomical structure. Gene Ontology annotation, molecular function: RNA binding; helicase activity. Lineage: Eukaryota; Viridiplantae; Streptophyta; Magnoliopsida; Rosales; Rosaceae.